AUGUCGUCCGAGACCGCCCCCGCCGCUGUCGCGCCCACCUCGCCCAAGGCCGCUGCCGCCACCCCCGCCCCCGCUGCCGCCGGUGAGGCCAAGGCCCAGCCAGCUGCCGCUGGCCAGCCCGCUACCUCGGCUUCGCUCUACGUUGGCGAGCUCGACCCCUCGGUCACUGAGGCCAUGCUCUUUGAGAUCUUCAACAUGGUCGGCCCCGUCGCCUCCAUCCGUGUCUGCCGCGACGCCGUCACCCGUCGCUCGCUCGGCUACGCCUACGUCAACUACCUCAACGCUGCCGACGGCGAGCGCGCCCUUGAGCACCUCAACUACUCGUUGAUCAAGAACCGCCCCUGCCGCAUCAUGUGGAGCCAGCGUGACCCCGCUCUCCGCAAGACUGGCCAGGGCAACAUCUUCAUCAAGAACCUUGACGAGAAGAUUGACAACAAGGCCCUCCACGACACGUUCGCUGCCUUCGGCAACAUCCUCUCGUGCAAGGUCGCCACCGACGAGAACGGAAACUCGCGCGGCUUCGCUUUCGUCCACUACGAGACUGGCGAGGCUGCUGACGCCGCCAUCAAGUCGGUCAACGGCAUGCUGCUGAACGACAAGAAGGUCUACGUCGGCCACCACAUCUCGAAGAAGGAGCGUCAGUCCAAGGUCGAGGAGCAGCGCGCCAAGUUCACCAACGUGUUCAUCAAGAACCUCAACCCCGAGACCUCGCAGGAGGGCCUCGAGGAGAUGUUCGGUGCCUUUGGCGAGAUUGUCUCCGCUGCCCUCGCUUCGGACGAGGCUGGUUCGUCCAAGGGCUUUGCCUUUGUCAACUACACCUCGCACGAGGCCGCCAAGAAGGCCGUCGACGAGCUCAACGACAAGGAGAUUGAGGGCCGCAAGCUCUACGUCGGCCGUGCCCAGAAGCGCGCCGAGCGUGACGAGGAGCUCCGUCGCCAGCACGAGGAGCGCCGCCAGGAGAUUGAGACCAAGUCGGCCAACAUCAACCUCUACGUCAAGAACAUGGACGACGAGUGGGAUGACGACCGUCUCCGCCAGGAGUUUGACUUUGCCGGCACCAUUACCUCGGCCAAGGUCAUGCGCGACGAGAAGGGUGUCUCGCGCGGCUUUGGCUUUGUCUGCUUCUCGUCGCCCGACGAGGCUACCCGCGCCGUCCAGGACAUGAACGGCAAGAUGAUCGGCACCAAGCCCCUCUACGUCUCGCUUGCCCAGAAGAAGGAGGCCCGUCGCCAGGCCCUCGAGUCGCAGAUGCAGCAGCGCAACGCCCAGCGUCUCCAGUACGCCGCCGCCAACGGCAUGGGUGGCCCCCAGGGCUACAUGCAGCCCAUGUACUACCCCGGCCCCAUGGGUCCCUACGGCGGCCCCAUGAUGCCCGUCCGUGGUGUCGUCGGUGGCUACCCCGGUGCUCCCCCCAUGAUGGGCGCCCGCCCCGCUCGCUACCCCCCUUCGGGCCAGCCCGGUGCCCCCGUCCCCAUGGGCUACAUGCCCCCCAACGCCGCUGGCUCGUACCCCGGCAUGCCCCCCAACUACCCCGUCCGCCCCGCCGGUGGUGCUCGCCCCCCUACCGCCGCUCCCGCCGGUGCCCGCCCCUCGGGCUCGUCGCCCGUCGGUGCCCAGCAGGGUCUCCCCCGCGGCCAGAUCCCCGCUCGCCCUCAGUUCGACGGCCAGCAGGGUGCCCCCGCUCCUGCCCGCCUCAACGCCCAGGCUCUUGCCCGUGCCCAGCCCGUUGAGCAGAAGCAGAUGCUCGGUGAGGCCAUCUACCCCCUCAUCCACGAGUCGCAGCCCGAGCUCGCCGGCAAGAUCACCGGUAUGCUCCUGGAGAUGGACAACGCCGAGCUCCUCCACCUCGUCGAGUCGCCCGCCGCCCUUACCGAGAAGGUCGACGAGGCUCUCCGCGUCCUUGAGGAGUGGGGCAAGAACGACGAGGAGGCCGCCGCCGCCGCCGCUGCUGCCGCUGAGGGUGCCGAGGGUGCCGCCGCCCCCGCCGAGGAGGCUGCCGCCGAGGCUGAGGCUCCCGCCGCUGAGGCCGAGGCCAAGGCCGAGUAA
Messenger RNA from Apiotrichum porosum, 2046 nucleotides. Its product is annotated as Protein phosphatase PP2A regulatory subunit B. Gene Ontology annotation, cellular component: ribonucleoprotein complex. The record is from RefSeq and is a predicted model, not a curated record. The transcript has 2 exons. Gene Ontology annotation, molecular function: RNA binding. Bases 1 to 2046 code for a protein of 681 amino acids. NCBI's taxonomy places the organism in Eukaryota, Fungi, Basidiomycota, Tremellomycetes, Trichosporonales, Trichosporonaceae.